AGGAGGGAGGAGGGAGGAGGAAGGGUCGCGGCCGGCCGCCAUGGGGCCGGGGCCCCGGGGCCGCCGCCGCCGUCGCCUGAUGUCGCCGCCGCCACCCCUGCCGUCCGUGCGGACGCUGCCCUUAUUGCUACUGCUAGCGGGGCCGGGGGCUGCAGCGCCCUCUUGCCUGGAUGGAAGCCCGUGUGCGAAUGGAGGUCGCUGCACCCAGCUGCCCUCCCGGGAGGCUGCCUGCCUGUGCCCACCAGGCUGGGUGGGUGAACGGUGUCAGCUGGAAGACCCCUGCCAUUCCGGCCCCUGUGCUGGCCAUGGUGUCUGCCAGAGCUCGGUAGUGGCAGGCACCGCCCGGUUCUCCUGCCGCUGCCCCCGUGGCUUCCGAGGCCCAGACUGCUCCCUGCCAGACCCCUGCCUCAGCAGCCCCUGUGCCCAUGGUGCCCGCUGCUCCGUGGGGUCCGAUGGCCGCUACGUCUGCUCCUGCCCACCUGGCUACCAGGGCCGCAGCUGCCGAAGCGACGUGGAUGAGUGCCGGAUGGGCGGACCCUGCCGCCAUGAUGGCAUCUGUCUCAACACACCUGGCUCCUUCCGCUGCCAGUGCCCAGCUGGCUACACAGGGCCACUGUGUGAGAGCCCCUUGGUGGCCUGUGCCCCCUCGCCGUGCCGUAACGGGGGCACCUGUAGACAGAGUGGCGACCUCACCUAUGACUGUGCCUGCCUUCCUGGGUUCGAGGGCCAGAACUGUGAAGUGAAUGUGGACGACUGUCCAGGGCACCGAUGUCUAAAUGGGGGGACGUGUGUGGAUGGUGUCAACACCUACAACUGCCAGUGCCCUCCUGAGUGGACAGGCCAAUUCUGUACGGAGGACGUGGACGAGUGUCAGCUCCAGCCCAACGCUUGCCACAAUGGGGGUACUUGCUUCAACACGCUGGGUGGCCACAGCUGUGUGUGUGUCAAUGGCUGGACAGGCGAGAGCUGCAGUCAGAAUAUUGAUGACUGUGCCACGGCCGUGUGCUUCCAUGGGGCCACCUGCCAUGACCGUGUGGCCUCCUUCUACUGUGCCUGCCCCAUGGGCAAAACUGGACUUCUGUGUCAUCUGGAUGACGCCUGCGUCAGCAACCCCUGUCACGAGGAUGCUAUCUGCGACACGAACCCGGUGAACGGCAGGGCCAUCUGCACCUGUCCACCUGGCUUCACAGGCGGGGCGUGUGACCAGGAUGUGGAUGAGUGUUCCAUUGGUGCCAACCCUUGUGAGCACCUGGGCCGGUGCGUGAAUACACAGGGCUCAUUCCUGUGCCAGUGCGGCCGUGGCUACACUGGUCCGCGUUGCGAGACCGAUGUCAACGAGUGCCUCUCCGGCCCCUGCCGCAACCAGGCCACGUGCCUUGACCGUAUAGGCCAGUUUACCUGCAUCUGCAUGGCAGGCUUCACAGGCACUUAUUGUGAGGUGGACAUGGACGAGUGUCAGAGCAGCCCGUGUGUCAACGGCGGAGUCUGCAAGGACAGAGUCAAUGGCUUCAGCUGCACCUGCCCCUCGGGCUUCAGUGGGGCUAUGUGUCAGCUGGACGUGGAUGAAUGCGCCAGCACACCCUGCCGGAAUGGAGCCAAGUGCGUGGACCAGCCGGAUGGCUAUGAGUGCCGCUGCGCAGAGGGCUUCGAGGGCACGGUGUGUGAGCACAACGUGGAUGACUGCUCGCCAGACCCUUGCCACCAUGGGCGCUGUGUGGAUGGCAUCGCCAGUUUCUCGUGCGCCUGUGCCCCGGGCUACACCGGCACGCGCUGUGAAAGCCAGGUGGACGAGUGCCGAAGCCAACCCUGCCGCCACGGUGGCAAAUGCCUAGACCUGGUGGACAAAUACCUCUGCCGCUGCCCUCCCGGCACCACAGGUGUGAACUGCGAGGUGAACAUUGAUGAUUGUGCUAGCAACCCCUGCACCUUUGGAAUCUGCCGGGACAGCAUCAACCGCUAUGACUGUGUCUGCCAGCCUGGCUUCACAGGGCCUCUCUGCAACGUGGAGAUCAACGAGUGUGCGUCCAGCCCAUGCGGUGAGGGGGGCUCCUGCGUGGAUGGUGAAAAUGGCUUCCAAUGCCUCUGCCCACCUGGCUCCCUGCCCCCGCUCUGUCUUCCCCCAAGCCAUCCCUGCGCCCAAGAACCCUGCAGUCAUGGCGUCUGCCACGACGCGCCUGGAGGGUUCCGCUGCGUGUGUGAGCUUGGCUGGAGUGGCCCUCAGUGCAGUCAGAGCCUCGCUCGAGAUGCCUGCGAAUCCCAUCCCUGCUGGGCAGGCGGCACCUGCACCAGUGAUGGCACGGGCUUCCGCUGUACCUGUCCCCCUGGUGUCCAGGGCCGUCAGUGUGAGCUGCUGUCCCCCUGCACCCCAAAUCCCUGUGAACAUGGGGGCUACUGUGAGUCUGCCCCUGGCCAGCCGGCUGUCUGCUCCUGCCCCCCUGGUUGGCAAGGCUCACGAUGUCAGCAGGACGUGGAUGAAUGUGCUGGCCCCUCACCCUGUGGUCCCCAUGGUACCUGCGCCAACCUGGCAGGGAGUUUCAGCUGUACCUGCCACGAGGGCUAUAGUGGCUCUUCCUGUGAUCAGGACAUCGAUGACUGUGACCCCAAUCCCUGCCUGAAUGGUGGCUCAUGUCAGGAUGGAGUGGGCUCCUUUUCCUGCUCCUGCCUACCUGGCUUUGCUGGCCCCCGCUGCGCCCGAGAUGUGGAUGAGUGUCUGAGCAGCCCCUGCGGCCCAGGCACCUGCACAGACCACGUGGCCUCCUUCACCUGCACCUGCCCGCCAGGUUAUGGAGGCUUCCUCUGCGAGCAGGACCUACCUGACUGCAGCCCCAGCUCCUGCUUCAAUGGUGGGACCUGCGUGGAUGGUGUGAACUCGUUCAGCUGCCUGUGCCGCCUGGGCUACACUGGCACACACUGCCAACACGAGGCCGACCCUUGCCUCUCGCGACCCUGCUUGCACGGGGGCGUCUGCACUGCCGCUCACCCCGGCUUCCGCUGUGCCUGCCCUGAAGGCUUCACCGGCACGCAGUGCCAGACGCUGGUAGACUGGUGCAGCCGCAUACCUUGUCAGAAUGGGGGCCACUGUGCCCGGACCGGGGCCUCUUUCUACUGCCUUUGCCCCUCGGGAUGGAGCGGCCGCCUCUGCGACAUCCAGAGUCUACCCUGCAGAGAGGCUGCAGCCCAAAUCGGGGUGCCUCUGGAGCAGCUGUGUCAGGCUGGUGGGCAGUGCGUGGACAAGGACAGCUCCCACUACUGCGUGUGCCCAGAGGGCCACACAGGCAGUCACUGUGAGCAGGAGGUGGACCCCUGCUUGGCUCAGCCCUGCCAGCAUGGGGGCACCUGCCGAGGCUACAUGGGAGGUUAUGUGUGCGAGUGUCCAGCUGGCUACACUAGUGACAACUGUGAGGAUGACAUGGACGAGUGUGCCUCCCAGCCCUGCCAGCAUGGGGGCGUCUGCAUUGACCUUGUGGCCCGCUAUCUCUGCUCGUGUCCUCCAGGAACGCUGGGCGUGCUCUGCGAGAUUAAUGAGGAUGACUGUGGCCCAGGCCCACCCCUGGACCCGGGCCCCCGGUGCCUGCACAAUGGUACCUGUGUGGACCUGGUGGGUGGCUUCCGCUGCACCUGCCCCCCGGGAUACACCGGCCUGCGCUGUGAGGCGGACAUCAAUGAGUGUCGUCCAGGUGCCUGCCAUGCGGCACAUACCCGGGACUGCUUGCAGGACCCAGGUGGGGGCUUCCACUGCCUUUGUCAUGCCGGCUUCACAGGUCCCCACUGUCAGACCGUCUUGUCUCCCUGUGAGUCGCAGCCAUGCCAGCAUGGAGGCCAGUGCCACCCCAACCCCGGUGCUGGGGGAGCUCUGACUUUCUCUUGCCACUGUGUCCCGCCGUUCUCCGGCCCGCGCUGCGAGCGGGUGGCACGUUCCUGCUGGGAGUUGCAGUGCCCCGUGGGCGUCCCGUGCCAGCAGACGGUCCGUGGACCGCGCUGCGCCUGUCCCCCGGGGCUGUCGGGUCCCGCCUGCCGGGGUUCCCGGGGGUCGACACUGGGAGCCGCCAAUGCCAGCUGCGUGACCUCCCCCUGCCUCCACGGGGGCUCCUGCCGCCCGGAGACGCUGGCGCCCUUCUUCCGCUGCGCGUGCGCGUCAGGCUGGGCUGGGCCGCGCUGUGAGAUACCUGCAGCGGUGCCCGAGGCCCCCGAGGAGCCGUCUUGCCCGAGAGCCGCCUGCGAGGCCAAAAGCGGCGACAAGCGCUGUGACCGGGAGUGCAACAGCCCAGGCUGCGGCUGGGAUGGCGGCGACUGCUCGCUGAGCGUGAGCGAUCCCUGGCGGCAGUGUGCGGCGUUGCAGUGCUGGCUCCUCUUCAACAACAGCCGCUGCGACCCCGCCUGCAGCUCGCCCGCCUGCCUCUAUGACAACUUCGACUGCCGCGCAGGCGGCCGGGAGCGCACCUGCAACCCGGUGUAUGAGAAGUACUGCGCGGACCACUUUGCCGACGGCCGCUGCGACCAGGGCUGCAACACAGAGGAGUGCGGUUGGGAUGGACUGGACUGUGCGGGUGAGGUGCCAGCUCUGCUGGCCCGAGGUGUCCUGGUGCUCACUGUGCUGCUGCCGCCGGAGGAGCUGCUGCGCUCCAGUGCCGACUUCCUGCAGCGGCUCAGUGGCAUCCUGCGCACCUCUCUGCGCUUCCGUCUGGAUGAGAACGGCCAGGCUAUGGUCUUCCCUUACCACCGGCCUGGCCCUGGCUCCGAAUCCCGGAAUCGGCGGGAGCUGGCCCCUGAGGUGAUCGGCUCUGUGGUGAUGCUGGAGAUUGACAACCGUCUGUGCCUGCAGUCGCCUGAGAAUGACCACUGUUUUCCCGACGCCCAGAGUGCGGCAGACUAUCUGGGAGCCUUGUCAGCGGUGGAGCGCCUUGACUUCCCGUACCCACUGCGGGCGGCACGGGGGGAACCGCUGGAGCUGCCGGAACCGAGCGUGCCGCUACUGCCCCUGCUGGCUGCGAGCGCCGUCUUCCUGCUGGUCAUUCUCGUCCUGGGCGUCAUGGUGGCCCGCCGCAAGCGUGAGCACAGCACCCUCUGGUUCCCCGAGGGCUUCGCGCUGCACAAGGAUGCUGCAGCUGGCCACAAGGGCAGGCGGGAACCCGUGGGCCAAGACGCUCUGGGCAUGAAGAACAUGGCCAAGGGUGAGAGUCUGAUGGGGGAGGUGGCCACAGACUGGAUGGACACAGAGUGCCCGGAGGCCAAGCGACUGAAGGUAGAGGAGCCUGGCGUGGGAGCUGAGGAUGCCGUGGAUUGCCGCCAGUGGACUCAACACCACCUGGUUGCUGCCGACAUCCGCGUGGCACCAGCCAUGGCAUUGACGCCACCACAGGGCGAUGCAGAUGCUGAUGGCAUGGAUGUCAACGUGCGUGGUCCAGAUGGCUUCACCCCGCUAAUGCUGGCCUCCUUCUGCGGGGGGGCCCUGGAAGCAAUCCCAGCUGAUGAGGACGAGGCAGAAGACACAUCAGCCAGCAUCAUCUCAGACCUUAUCUGCCAGGGGGCACAGCUUGGGGCUCGGACCGACCGCACGGGUGAGACGGCCCUGCACCUGGCUGCCCGCUAUGCCCGGGCUGAUGCGGCCAAGCGGCUGCUGGAUGCGGGGGCAGACACCAAUGCCCAGGACCACUCAGGCCGCACCCCCCUGCACACAGCCGUCACUGCUGAUGCCCAGGGCGUUUUCCAGAUUCUCAUCCGGAACCGCUCCACAGACCUGGAUGCCCGCAUGGCAGACGGCUCCACAGCACUGAUCCUGGCGGCCCGCCUGGCAGUGGAGGGCAUGGUGGAAGAGCUCAUCGCCAGCCAUGCUGAUGUCAAUGCUGUGGAUGAACUCGGAAAAUCAGCCUUACACUGGGCUGCAGCUGUCAACAACGUCGAGGCCACCUUGGCCCUGCUCAAAAAUGGAGCUAACAAAGACAUGCAAGAUAGCAAGGAGGAGACUCCGCUGUUCCUGGCCGCCAGGGAGGGCAGCUUUGAGGCUGCCAAGCUGCUGCUGGACCACUUUGCCAACCGUGAGAUCACAGACCACCUGGACAGGCUGCCCCGGGAUGUGGCCCAGGAGCGGCUGCACCAGGACAUCGUGCGCUUGCUAGACCAGCCCAGUGGGCCCCGUAGCCCCCCUGGCCCCCACGGCCUGGGGCCCUUGCUCUGUCCGCCCGGGGCCUUCCUCCCAGGCCUCAAGGUGGCACAGUCCGGGGGCAAGAAGAGCCGGAGGCCUCCUGGGAAGGCGGGGCUGGGGCCUCAGGGCACCCGGGGGCGGGGCAAGAAGCUGACCCUGGCCUGCCCCGGGCCCUUGGCCGAGAGCUCGGUCACGCUCUCGCCGGUGGACUCGCUGGACUCCCCACGGCCCUUUGGUGGCCCCCCCGCGUCCCCUGGCGGCUUCCCCCUCGAGGGGCCCUACGCGGCUGCCGCGGCCACAGCCGUGUCUCUGGCACAGCUCGGUGGCGCAGGCCGGGCAGGUCUCGGGCGCCAGCCCCCCGGGGGCUGUGUGCUCAGCCUGGGCCUGCUGAACCCCGUGGCCGUCCCCCUCGACUGGGCCCGGCUGCCCCCACCUGCCCCCCCAGGUCCCUCUUUCCUGCUGCCGCUGGCCCCGGGACCCCAGCUGCUGAACCCCGGGAACCCCGUGUCCCCCCAGGAGCGGCCCCCACCGUACCUGGCAGCCCCAGGACAUGGCGAUGAGUUCCCCGCGGCCGGGGCCCACAGCAGCCCCCCAAAGGCCCGCUUCCUGCGGGUCCCCAGCGAGCACCCUUACCUGACCCCAUCCCCAGAGUCCCCCGAGCACUGGGCCAGCCCCUCACCUCCCUCACUCUCGGACUGGUCCGACUCCACGCCCAGCCCGGCCACUGCCACCGGGGCCACGGCCGCUGGGACACUGUCUGCCCAGCCGCUCCCCCUGUCGGUCCCUGGCCCUCUUGCUCAGUCCCAGACCCAGCUAGGGUCCCAGCCUGAAGUCACCCCCAAGAGGCAAGUGUUGGCCUGAGGGCUGCACAGUUCCUAGAUUUGGGGAGGCUGUAGAGACACCCCAUCCUGCUUCCUCUCUGUCUCCCCUUUUAGUCAUUUCAUUCUCUCUAAUCUCUUCUCCUGCACCCCACCCUCCUUGCAGCGUGACCAAGACAGGUCACAAGCCUAGGGCUUCAGUCUUCCUUUAUUUAUAAGGGGUGCAGGCUGACCCCCACCCUUUGGGUCUUGUGGUGAGUCUGGGACAUGCUCCUGCCUCUCCCCUCUUCCUGGGGCCACCGCCCCUCCAAUUCUCUCCUGCUUUCUUGCCUCCUCUGGCCUCUCUCACUCAUGUUCUGACACAGGUGGAUUAUUAUUAUUAUUUUUUUUUACAUUUUGUAUAGAAACAAAUUCAUUUAAACAAACAUUAUUAUUAUUAUUUUUUACAAAAUAUAUAUAUGGAGACGCUCCCUGCCCCCUGCAAACCCCCCAGUGCCCCCGUGGGGCUGAGUCUGUGGGCCCAUUUGGCCAAGCUGGAUUCUGUGUACCAAGUACACAGGCAUGACCGGGAUCCUGUGUACCAAGUACACGACCCUGGUGUGUACCAAGUAGGCACCCUUGGGCGAACCCUCUGGGGCUAGGGGUCGGGUGAGACUUGGGAGCCUUCUCCCCACCCCACCUCCCUCACUUCACUGCAUUCCAGAUGCAACUUAUUCUAUAGCUUUGCUGGGGGAAGUGCCCUUCUGGCCUGGAGAGCCUGUCCCCAAGCCCCCCCUCACAGAGUGUGGGCCACCUCCCUUUGGGAACUGGGGGGUGGGGUGGCCGGUGGGAAUAUGAGGACCAGGGGAGACACGUGCAUUUUACUUUGUCUCCCUGUAAAUAUGGGCCUGCAGGGAGGAAAGGAGCUGCCUGCGUGGUACCUCCUCCUGGUACUCCCCUGGCCCAGCCCCAGGGCAGAAUAGAAGUAUUUGUAGGCUAUUUUUGUAAUAUAGCUUCUGGUCACAGUCCUUGUGUAGGUAAAUUCCCAGGCCUUGCAUUGUACAGCCCCCUUUCCCCUCACCACCUAAUAAAGGAAUAGU
Globicephala melas (long-finned pilot whale) is the source of this 8039-nucleotide messenger RNA. RefSeq names its product notch receptor 3 (gene NOTCH3). NCBI's taxonomy places the organism in Eukaryota, Metazoa, Chordata, Mammalia, Artiodactyla, Delphinidae. The record is from RefSeq and is a predicted model, not a curated record. Gene Ontology annotation, biological process: regulation of developmental process; Notch signaling pathway; regulation of DNA-templated transcription. Gene Ontology annotation, molecular function: signaling receptor activity; protein binding; calcium ion binding. Gene Ontology annotation, cellular component: protein-containing complex; plasma membrane.